UUGGUCUUCAUCGGCAGGAAAUCACUUGACACAUCUGCAGCCAAAAUUGCAAAUGUGUGCUACAUUUAAUCCUUUCGUUUGUGAAAUUGUUUUUUGAAGAGACGUGUUUUGGCGCAGAUCAUGAAUCGGGUGAGUUUUCUGUAAGGAUGGAUGGUCGUUGGUGAGCUAUAGGCCCUUCAGUGAUGCCUCGGACCGUCGUGAGCCGAUCAGAGCUCAGCUUCACACAGCUGGAGAGAUAUUGACGCUGAGUUUAUGAGCACUCUGGAGAGAAAGAAGGGAAUCAUGUUUACACCAUCAAAAAGGGAUUUUGUAUCUCUGACUCUGAGUGAAAGCAGCAGCUACACAGAUGUCAAGCAGUGGCGGCAGCAGUCCUGCUGGAGGAAAUGGAAACAGCUGUCCAGAUUGCAGCGCAGUCUGAUCUUGUUUACACUGAUGCUUCUGCUGGUUUGUGGCAUAGCCACAUCACCCACUCUUAUAGUACAUUGGAGAGAUGGCACUGUAGUUGUUCCUAUUGGGGACGUUGGAGACGUUGGAAAACAGCCAUUUUUUGUAGACCUGAAAAAUGAGUACAGUCCCUUUCUUCCCAUGCUGCCCUCUGAAAAAAAGGGUAGGCCUGGACAACCCUCCUUAAAUAACAGUUUGCAAAGCAAAACAAAUGUAUCUGGGUUGUUGGGAGAUGGAAAUGAUGGACCAGACCUGAAGAAUGUAGCAAAAGGAUCAGAAGGAGUGAAUGCAUUCAUAAGUUUGGGUGGAGCUGUGAUAGAAGAAGAACAGGGGUCUGAUAUCAAGGAGAAAGAAAACCAAGAAGACCCAUCUUUAUUAGCACUCGCUGACAGCAGGCUGGAGGCUGUGAGAGAAGCAUUUAGACAUGCCUGGAAGGGCUACAAGGAUUUUGCCUGGGGUCGUGAUGAGCUCAAACCCAUCUCUAAAUCUUAUGGAGAGUGGUUUGGACUUGGGCUAACCCUAAUUGAUGCUCUGGACACUAUGUGGAUCUUGGGUCUAAAAGAGGAGUUUGCAGAGGCCAGGAAGUGGGUGGCCAAAGAACUCUCCUUCAAUAAAAGCGUGGAUGUUAAUCUGUUUGAGAGCACCAUUCGUGUCCUGGGUGGUCUGCUGAGCACUUACCAUCUGACUGGAGACUCUGUGUUCCUGGAUAAAGCUACUGAUAUUGGCUCCAGACUGAUGCCUGCCUUCAAAACACCCUCUAAAAUCCCUUACUCUGAUGUGAACAUUGGGAAGGGGACCGCUCAUCCUCCACGGUGGACUUCAGACAGCACUGUAGCUGAGGUCACCAGCAUUCAGAUGGAGUUCAGAGAGCUUAGUCGGCUCACUGGAGAUCCUCAAUACCAGCUGGCAGUUAUGGAGGUGAUGGAGCAGAUCCAUAAAUUGGAUGGGAAACAAGAUGGAUUAGUGCCUAUGUUUAUCAAUACCAAUAAUGGGCAGUUUACCCACCAGGGUAUCUAUACAAUGGGGGCCAGGGCUGACAGCUACUAUGAGUAUCUGCUGAAGCAAUGGAUUCAGGGAGGCAAAAAAGAGAAGGAAUUAUUGGAGGACUAUCUGCAGGCUGUGGAAGGGGUGAAGAAAAACCUGCUGAAGAAGUCUGCUCCUCUAGGGCUCACAUUUGUAGGAGAGCUAUCCCAUGGAUACUUCAGUCCCAAGAUGGACCACUUGGUGUGUUUCCUGCCUGGCACACUGGCACUUGGAGCACACCACGGUCUUCCUGCUGAUCACAUGGAGCUGGCACAACAGCUGAUGGAGACCUGCUACCAGAUGUACGUCCAGAUGGAGACGGGCCUAAGUCCAGAGAUAGCUCACUUCAACAUGCAUGAAGGGAGCAUACAGGAUGUAGAUGUAAAUAUUGCAGACAGACACAAUCUUCUAAGGCCAGAGACUGUGGAGAGCCUCUUCUACUUGUACAGGUUUACCAAGGAUACGAAAUACCAGCAGUGGGGCUGGGAGAUCUUGCAGAACUUCAAUAAAUAUACAAGGGUUUCCACUGGAGGUUAUACGUCCAUAAACAACGUUCGUGACCCAGCCGAUCCCAGUCCCCGAGACAAAAUGGAGAGCUUCUUCCUGGGUGAGACGCUCAAAUACUUCUAUCUGCUGUUUUCAGAUGACCCCAACCUUAUGAACCUAGACGAAUAUGUCUUCAACACUGAAGCCCAUCCCCUGCCAGUAUGGCCACAAACGGAGUAAUGGACCCAUAAGCACACACAUGUACAAAACACACCUCUCAGGGCCGUGAAAACUCAGUUUCGAGUUUUGAUAUCCAAACUGCCAUAUUUUUUGUACACUAGGAACAAGCCUCUUUUCAUAAUUGAAAAUAUCUUGAGAAAUAAUUGUAAGAACCAUGAAGAAAAUCAAUAUGUAAAUGUGGAUGUCUAUUUUUUGAAUAUAGAGUUAACUAGUUGUCUGUUGUGUGUUACUAUUAAUAGUAUAUGUUACUGUUGUGUCUCUUACUAGAUUUAUGCUUUAAAGUUUAAAGGGAUGGUUACUAAAAUAAAUGUAAACUAAAAUUACUCAUAAUUUACUCAAACUCAUGUUGUUCCAAACCUAUAUUACUUUCUUUCAUUCAUGGAACACAAAAGGAAAUGUUAGACAGGAUAUUAGCCUCAGUCAUCAUUCACUUUCAUUGCAUUUUGUUUUUCCACACAGUGAAAGUGAAUGGUGACAGUGGCUAAAAUCUUGCCUAACAUCUCAUUUUGUGUUCUACAAAAUAAAGUAUGUCAUAUGGUAUUGGAACUAUAUGGUGAGUAAAUGACAGAGUAUUCCUUUUAAGAAUCAUAAAACCAAUAUUUUCAGUGACCAAAAUACACAAAGCCAACUAUGUUGCCUAAAUCACAUUGUCUGAUUAUAAGGCACAGAUCUGCAGGUGAGAUGGUUACUCUGCACGGGUGAUCUCUGCAUGAGAAGAACAAAUUAUGCUUUUGCUCAGCUGGGAUGAUAACUUGCCCACUUAAUCGAUGUGUGCAUUUUGCAGUCUCUCAGCCCACACACAGACAAAAAAAACUUUAAUACUGUGAAAUCUAAUGGGGACUGCAAGCACUUUAUACAGUAGAGUGUUUAGGAUUUUUAUAUAUAUGUAUUUUUUAAUGAAAGAACUGCUGCUUUUUUUGUCAUGGUGUUUGGGAAGGGCGUUUACAGGGUCUUUCAUCAUCAUAAGGGUUUGCUUAUUACAUUUUCCUCGAGUUAAACCUGUUUUCCAGAACAUAUGAUCAUCUACAAUUGCAUUUAGCAAUUUAUGUAUAAUUAUCAGACAGCAUUCAGAAUUGCCAAGUGGAAAUAAUUAUAACUUGUGAUCAAACAGAUCAGGCCCAUACAAGGGGGAAAAGAUGUAUUGUAUAUUUGGUAAUCAUAAGUGUUUUAUCCUUUUAAAUUUCACUUUUGUUUCUGAGCCUAAAACCCCAACAUUGCUGUGACGGUCAUUCCUGUCAAUACAGAAAAUGAAGGUUUCAAAUGAGUUGUUUGUGAGGGUUAAGCUUUUUUAUUAAAUAGGCAAAUAUCUUUUUUGAACCUUAUGUUUUCUAGGAGUUUGUUGUUUGAACCCAUAUUAUUAUCCCAGGAUUUUAUUUAGUUUGAUCCAGUGUUAUUUGAGUCGAUGUUAUGACUUUCAGGGGAACCUUUAUCAGAUGCGAUUGUCAGUAGUAUUAUUUUAAACAUAUGUAUAGGAAAAAAUAUCUAUAUAUCUAUAUA
Messenger RNA from Xyrauchen texanus (razorback sucker), 3690 nucleotides. Its product is annotated as endoplasmic reticulum mannosyl-oligosaccharide 1,2-alpha-mannosidase-like. Gene Ontology annotation, biological process: N-glycan processing; carbohydrate metabolic process. Gene Ontology annotation, cellular component: endoplasmic reticulum; membrane. The transcript is spliced from 14 exons. The record is from RefSeq and is a predicted model, not a curated record. Gene Ontology annotation, molecular function: mannosyl-oligosaccharide 1,2-alpha-mannosidase activity; calcium ion binding. Bases 253 to 2193 code for a protein of 646 amino acids. NCBI's taxonomy places the organism in Eukaryota, Metazoa, Chordata, Actinopteri, Cypriniformes, Catostomidae.